Messenger RNA from Rhodamnia argentea, 1224 nucleotides. RefSeq names its product F-box/FBD/LRR-repeat protein At5g53840-like. The record is from RefSeq and is a predicted model, not a curated record. The transcript is spliced from 3 exons. Lineage: Eukaryota; Viridiplantae; Streptophyta; Magnoliopsida; Myrtales; Myrtaceae. Bases 1 to 1224 code for a protein of 407 amino acids. Gene Ontology annotation, molecular function: protein binding.
AUGGAUGAAUCUGCAGUCGCUAAGAAAUCUAAGUAUCGGAAGCUGAAUGAAGAGCAAGGCAGGGAUGCGGCUGCUUACAACAUUGAUGAUCUUCCGGAGGCAAUCCUUGAACACAUCCUAUCGUUUGUUCCGAUGAAGGAUGCUGUUAGAACUUGUGUACUGUCGAAAAAGUGGCGAUAUCUUUGGACCUCUCGUCCUAAUCUUGCACUUAUGGAGUGGCGCUUCUCAGGGAGGGAGCAUUUUACCAAUUUCGUGGAAAGAGUACUUGUUCUCCGAGGCUCCGCUCGCAUGAAACGGUUCAACCUCGAUUGUGAUGUUUUGGGCGACGCAUCCUGUGUUAGUUUAUGGGUAUCCACUGCUGUAAAGCGGAAUGUUGAAGAGUGCUUUGUCGACCUUUUGGAUAUCCAAGGAAAUUUCAUCUUGCCUUAUUGCUUGUUCACUUGCGCAACACUGACUCACUUGGUAUUAUCCAUCCCCGGGGCAUUGAAACUACCUUCUCGAAUUCGCCUUCCAAAUCUUAAAGUCUUGCAUCUCGUGAACAUCACAUUUGUAGACGAGUGCUCGACCGAGCAGCUGUUGUCAAGCCCGGUGCUUGAGGAGUUGAGCAUAGAGGAAUGUACUUGGGAUAAUCUCGGGACACUGACUAUUUGCGCUCCCAUGCUGAAGUUCUUGACCAUACGCGACGAGGAUUUCGAUUGUUCAUUGAUUGACCCAUAUAGCUGUCGAGUUUCAAUAUGUGGAAAUAAUCUCGAAAGUUUGCAUUGCAUAAGUCCAUUCCUGAAUGAUUAUCAGGUUCUAAGGAGUGCAGACGAGCUAUACUUGCAUCUGCCUAUCUUUCCUAAUCUGAAGUCAUUGGAAGUCGGGCGUUUAGACUUGAAGUGUCGAGUGCUUGUUAAGUUGCUGCAUAAUUCCCCGCAUCUUGAAGCGCUUCAAUGCGAAGAGGGUAUCGAACUACCUCCGAAUGAUGAAGAAGAUGGUGCGGUACUGGAUCUGGCACCCCCCUGUUCCGGCUCACACCUUAGGCAGAUUGAAUUAUUUGAUUUGUUCCCGUGCGAGGAGAAGGUUCGCACGCUGGAAUUGUUUCUAAAGCAUGCGACAGUCCUGGAAAAAUUAAUGAUAUGCAGCUGCUGGCUCCCUGUGGAGCGGAGAAUCAAGGAGAUGUUCCAGGAAAAAUUACUAGAGACCCGCUGUGGAUUGAAACGUCUCGAAAUCGCGUUUUCCUGA